GGUUGUGAUACAUUACAGUUCUGCUGAGCAUCACCACUGGGGAAAUUGGACAAGUGAUCUCCUUGGGGAUUUUUGUGCAUGUGGUGCCGGGGGUGGAUGGAACCAGGCUUUACAUGCUCGGCAAGUGCUCUGCUAUGGCGGGCACACCUAACUUCCGAGUUACUCUUCACCACCGAACCAGGCAUCUCUCCUGAUCUAUAGCUCGACUUGGAAUAAAAGUCUUCCAGUAGCCUAGCUGUCAAGGAAAAUAGACAAAAGAAGAAAAGACUGGUCAGAGGCCAUCUGAGGCCAAAGAGAUAAAGCUAUAUGCCCAGAUCCCCCCAAUAGAGAAGAUGGAUGCAUCUCUAUCCACACUUGGUAACUGCGAGAAGCUUUCCCUGUCUACAAACUGCAUUGAAAAAAUUGCCAACCUGAACGGCCUGAAAAACUUGAGGAUUUUGUCCUUAGGAAGAAACAACAUCAAGAACCUCAAUGGACUGGAAGCAGUAGGGGACACAUUAGAAGAACUGUGGAUCUCCUACAAUUUUAUUGAGAAGUUGAAAGGGAUCCAUGUAAUGAAGAGACUGAAGAUCCUGUACAUGUCUAACAACUUGGUAAAAGACUGGGCUGAGUUCGUGAAGCUGGCAGAACUGCCGUGCCUGGAAGACCUGGUGUUCGUGGGCAAUCCCCUGGAGGAGAAGCACUCUGCCGAGGGCAACUGGAUCGAUGAAGCGACCAAGAGAGUCCCAAAGCUGAAAAAGCUGGAUGGUACUCCAGUAAUUAAGGAGGAUGAGGAAGAGGAAAGCUAAGGCCGUACUUGACACUUUGUAUUAAUUUAUUUAAUGUUAUGAGAAUAAUAGAUACGUUUGUAUGAUUGUCUAGUUCAAAGAUUUUGUGAGGGCGGAGCUCUGAAGAUAACACACCUCUCUCACUUCCGUCCUUGAACACCGUACCAGUGUUUCUCACCAUCAGCACCAACUCUAGUCCAGCCCACUUUUGGAAACUACCAAUCUCCUGGUUUUGUCCAGUUAGGACCAUGUCACCUAUCUCCAAAAAUGUACAUACCGGUCCUUUUAAGAGCAGAAGGACCUGCUAUCUGUACUCAGUUGCUUGGCGAUUUUUUUAAGCCAGGCAUGUUAAAGGUAUACUUUCAAGUCUGUAAAGGUUCAUGUCCUUAUAACUCAGAAGCACAAAUGCAUUCCUCCCCCGCACCUCGACCCUGCCGGCCCAGAAGGCAGUGUGGUGAUGGGAAGUGUCCCCAUUACAUCACAGCUGUACCUAGAGCCAAGAGUCCAAUGUCUAAUUGGAAACACUGACUGGCUUAGGGUCUUCUUAGCUCCUGUUAUAUUUACUUCUGUUUCCAAAUGUGUGUGCACUGUCAACUGGAAUGUAGGCUGCCUGCCUGGAUGGCCACUUGAGUCAUUAUGUACAACCAGACACCCCAUGACCCACCCGUGACCAAGGCAACGGCGGGACCACUCCUUUGAUGGUAACGUGACCGCAUCAACUCUUGUGGACCUUGCCUUAUGCAGUUUUUUAAAAAUAAUUUCUUGAAUCUUUAAAGCAGUAGUCGAUAGUUAUAAGUAUCUACCAUUGAGAUUUAUAAAAUUUUUUCCAAAUGAUUUAGCCCAGUGCCCUUUGCUUUAUGGCUAUAAGGGUACAGAGUUAAAGACUGAAUUUGGUACCUCUAAAUAAAUGAAAUAGUUUUUCAAGAUAUAUUUUUGAGAAGAUGUAGGUUAAGCAGCUCUUAAAGUGUAUCAUGUAAGUGGUGUAGAGGGAAGAGAGAGAUGUGGGACGGAUCCCAGGCAAAUGACUAGCGCUGGAGAGUCUCCUGUGGGUCACUGGAGGUGUCUUAACUUCCCAUCUGCAAAGCAAUAGUCAGGUGUGGAGAUGAUAAUUCAUCAUGCAAGAAAAAUACCCUGAAAAAUGUAAAACAUCAACAGCAGACAAAGUCCUCAGUGGGCCGUGAUGGAAGCAUCGCCCGCAGAGAAGUCAGGCCCCCCUGCCAAAUUGUGCCUAAAGUCUCAACAGAGGCCACCGAUUCUUGUUCCCAUCCCCAUGGGAGUCCACCUGUAAGCAAUGACAGUGAAAGAGGGAAGAGUCACUCUCUUUAAUGAUUGCCUCAGUAGUCUUGAUUUGAGAGAUAUAGCAGCCAUCAUUUCUGUAAGAAUGACUUUAUUCCUCUAAGAGUCAAACUGAUCAAAAGGGACCACUGCUUUGACAAUCCACUCUAAAUCCAAACAAGAAUGCCUAGUCUCGGGCUGGAGACACAGCUCAGAGGCUGAGAGCUCUUGCUCAGGACCUGAGUUUGCUUCCCAGCACCCAUGUGGAGGUUCACAAGCGCCUGGAACUCUAGGGGAUCCGAUGCCCUUUUUGGCCACCCAGGGUACCAGGCACACAUAUU
Molecule: messenger RNA, 2383 nt
Organism: Onychomys torridus (southern grasshopper mouse)
Lineage: Eukaryota; Metazoa; Chordata; Mammalia; Rodentia; Cricetidae
Gene: Dnal1
Product: dynein axonemal light chain 1
Exons: 7
Coding region: 333-788 (151 amino acids)
Cellular component (GO): cytoplasm
Molecular function (GO): protein kinase binding
Source: RefSeq, a predicted model, not a curated record